GAGGUCAGCCUCNGAAGAAAAGCCACCCUGCAGAGGCAGGGCACUUAGUUGAGAAGGGUAAUAGUGCAGAGAGAGGACCCUCUGCCAAGAAAGAUCCCCACACUGGGAGAGGUAGACCUCCAAAGAAGAGUCACCCNGCAGAGAGGCAUCUGUCUGCCUCUAUGAAAGUUUGUCCUCCUAAAAAACAUCAGCCUGCAAAGCAAGUUGUCUGUGUAAAGAGAGUUCGUUCUGCAGAAAGAGUUCACUCCAUGGAGAGAGGUCACCUUGCCAAGAAAAGUUGUCCUGCAGAGAGACAGCUCUCUGCUGAGGAAGGUAGCAUGGCAGAGCGGGGUUGCUCCUUUGAGACAGAUCUUUCAGGGGAGAGAGCUCACUCUUCCCAGGGAAGCUGCACAGCUGAAGAAAGGAGUGAGGAAGGCAAUAUGCAUUCUGUGGAGAAAGGUCAUCCCUCCACGGAGACAGGCUUCCCUGAAGAGAAAUCCUCUUCAGGAUCCAUGUCUAAGGCAACAGAACCAAACAACCUGCAGAGUCCUCCAGAAAACAGAAUUGGCAGUGAAACCAACCAAGUAGCCCAGNUCCCUCACCGNAAUAUGCCUGUAACUGUGAAGAUAAAAAUGGGAGUCGAGUUGAAAUUGCCUGAUGAACUGAAGUUUCGUCUUGUUGAGGACUGGGACUUGGUCAACAAGCAAAACCAGUUAUUCCAACUUCCUGCUGAGAAGACUGUAGAUGCCAUUCUUGCAGAAUAUGUGACUUUUGUGAAGUCACAGGAUCUUGGUGAUAAUAGAGAAUACUCCGUUGAUGAAGUUGUACUUGGAAUAAGAGAGUAUUUCAACAAGAUGCUGGGCACCCAGCUGCUCUGCAAGUUUGAAAAGCCCCAGUAUGCUGAAAUUCACCAGGUUUAUCCUGGUAUUCCAAUGUCUCAGGUCUAUGGGGCUCCACAUCUCCUGAGAUUGUUUGUGAAAAUUGGGACUGCAUUGGCCCAUUCACCCCUUAAUAGGCAGAGUCUUCUCUUAGUGUCUAGCUAUAUGCAUGAUUUCCUGGAAUAUCUUGCAGAGAAGUCCACUUCUCUGUUUACCGUCAGCAAUUACAAAGUAGCUUCAGCCGAAUAUUGUUGCAAAGCCCUAUAAGGGUCAGC
Mus caroli (Ryukyu mouse) is the source of this 1132-nucleotide messenger RNA. The record is from RefSeq and is a predicted model, not a curated record. NCBI's taxonomy places the organism in Eukaryota, Metazoa, Chordata, Mammalia, Rodentia, Muridae.